CCCGGCCGCGGCGCAAUGCGGAAGAGAUGGGCCCUCUGGAGCGGAAGUGACGUUUCCGGCGGCUGUGGCGGUGGCGGCUGCGGGAGAAGGAGGAGGAGGAGCCCGAGGAAGAGGGAACGGCUUGAAGUUUCCGAAUCUGUUCCCUUUCCGCGUAGUGACAAAUCCAGAAGCAGGAAGCUGAUAAACAAGUCCGAACGAAAUACGCUCAAAAAUCUUUCGUUUUUCGGCUCCUCUGAAGAAAGGAGAAUGGCGUUCAGCAAAGGAUUUCGGAUCUAUCACAAAUUGGAUCCCCCACCUUUCAGUCUCAUAGUGGAAACUAGGCAUAAGGAGGAAUGUCUCAUGUUCGAGUCUGGGGCUGUAGCUGUGCUUUCAUCUGCAGAAAAAGAGGCAAUCAAGGGUACAUACUCCAAAGUACUGGAUGCAUAUGGACUCUUAGGUGUUUUACGAUUAAAUCUUGGUGAUACCAUGUUACAUUACCUGGUCUUAGUCACCGGGUGUAUGUCUGUUGGAAAAAUUCAAGAAUCUGAAGUUUUCCGAGUUACUUCCACUGAAUUUAUAUCGCUACGAGUUGAUUCUUCAGAUGAGGAUCGCAUUUCAGAAGUGCGAAAAGUUUUGAAUUCAGGAAACUUUUAUUUUGCAUGGUCUGCCUCUGGAAUCAGUUUAGAUCUGAGUCUUAAUGCACAUCGUAGCAUGCAAGAACACACAACUGAUAACAGAUUUUUCUGGAAUCAGUCUUUGCACUUGCAUCUCAAGCACUAUGGUGUGAAUUGUGAUGACUGGCUAUUACGCCUCAUGUGUGGGGGAGUAGAAAUCAGAACAAUUUAUGCUGCUCAUAAGCAGGCAAAGGCUUGCCUCAUUUCCAGACUCAGCUGUGAACGAGCUGGGACCAGGUUUAACGUCCGGGGAACAAAUGAUGACGGUCACGUCGCUAAUUUUGUAGAAACAGAACAGGUUGUGUACUUAGAUGACUCUGUUUCUUCUUUCAUACAAAUCCGGGGAUCUGUUCCAUUGUUCUGGGAGCAACCAGGGUUGCAGGUGGGAUCUCAUCGUGUUCGUAUGUCAAGGGGAUUUGAAGCCAAUGCCCCUGCUUUUGACAGGCAUUUUAGAACACUUAAGAAUUUAUAUGGUAAACAAAUAAUAGUAAAUUUGCUUGGAUCUAAGGAAGGUGAACAUAUGCUAAGUAAGGCUUUCCAGAGUCAUUUGAAAGCUUCUGAACAUGCUGCUGAUAUCCAGAUGGUGAAUUUUGACUAUCAUCAAAUGGUUAAAGGAGGAAAGGCAGAAAAAUUGCACAGUGUUCUUAAACCUCAAGUCCAAAAGUUUGUAGAUUAUGGAUUUUUUUAUUUCAAUGGAAGUGAAGUUCAAAGAUGCCAGAGUGGUACGGUUCGAACAAACUGCUUGGAUUGUCUUGAUAGAACAAAUAGCGUGCAGGCAUUCCUCGGCUUAGAGAUGCUAGCAAAACAGCUGGAAGCUCUUGGCUUAGCUGAAAAGCCUCAGUUGGUGACUCGCUUUCAAGAAGUUUUUAGGUCGAUGUGGUCCGUGAAUGGUGAUUCAAUCAGUAAGAUAUACGCAGGGACUGGAGCUCUUGAAGGAAAGGCUAAGGCUGGAAAGUUAAAAGAUGGUGCUCGUUCUGUUACUAGAACGAUUCAGAAUAACUUCUUUGACAGCUCCAAGCAAGAGGCCAUAGAUGUUUUACUGCUGGGAAAUACUCUUAAUAGUGAUUUAGCUGACAAAGCUCGAGCACUUUUAACUACAGGAAGUUUGCGUGUUUCUGAACAGACAUUACAGUCAGCAUCUUCCAAAGUACUCAAGAGCAUGUGUGAGAAUUUCUACAAGUAUUCAAAGCCCAAGAAGAUCCGAGUGUGUGUCGGAACCUGGAACGUGAAUGGUGGGAAGCAGUUUCGUAGCAUAGCUUUUAAGAAUCAGACACUCACCGACUGGCUUCUUGAUGCACCCAAGUUAGCUGGCAUCCAGGAGUUUCAAGAUAAAAGAAGUAAGCCAACUGAUAUAUUUGCAAUUGGUUUUGAAGAAAUGGUUGAGUUGAAUGCUGGAAACAUUGUGAAUGCAAGCACAACAAACCAGAAGCUGUGGGCCGUGGAGCUGCAGAAGACCAUCAGCAGAGACAACAAGUAUGUGCUGCUGGCCUCGGAGCAGUUGGUGGGCGUCUGCCUGUUUGUUUUUAUCAGACCACAACAUGCUCCUUUCAUCAGGGAUGUCGCAGUCGAUACUGUGAAGACUGGAAUGGGAGGUGCCACUGGAAAUAAGGGAGCAGUUGCGAUACGAAUGCUAUUCCAUACGACAAGCCUCUGCUUCGUCUGUAGCCACUUUGCUGCAGGACAAUCACAAGUCAAAGAAAGAAACGAAGAUUUUGUAGAAAUAGCACGGAAGUUGAGUUUUCCGAUGGGAAGGAUGCUGUUUUCCCAUGACUACGUAUUUUGGUGUGGUGAUUUCAACUACCGCAUUGAUCUGCCUAAUGAAGAAGUUAAAGAGCUGAUAAGACAGCAAAAUUGGGAUUCUCUGAUAGCAGGAGAUCAGCUUAUCAAUCAAAAAAAUGCUGGUCAGAUUUUUAGAGGAUUUUUAGAAGGAAAAGUAACCUUUGCUCCGACAUACAAAUAUGACUUGUUUUCGGAUGACUAUGACACCAGUGAAAAGUGCCGCACCCCUGCCUGGACAGACCGUGUCCUCUGGAGAAGAAGGAAGUGGCCUUUUGAUAGAUCAGCUGAAGAUCUAGAUCUUCUCAAUGCUAGUUUUCAAGAUGGAAGCAAAAUCCUCUACACGUGGACUCCGGGCACUUUGCUGCACUACGGAAGAGCCGAGCUGAAGACCUCUGACCAUAGGCCUGUCGUUGCCCUGAUUGAUAUAGAUAUAUUUGAAGUUGAAGCUGAAGAGAGGCAAAACAUUUAUAAAGAAGUAAUUGCAGUUCAGGGUCCACCAGAUGGUACAGUAUUGGUCUCAAUCAAAAGUUCUGUCCCAGAAAAUAAUUUUUUCGAUGAUGCUUUGAUUGAUGAGCUUCUGCAACAGUUUACAAAUUUUGGAGAAGUUAUACUGAUAAGGUUUGUAGAAGAUAAAAUGUGGGUUACAUUUUUGGAGGGAAGCUCUGCCUUGAGUGUUCUGAACCUAAAUGGUAAAGAGUUAUUGGGUCGGACUAUAACUAUUACCUUAAAAAGUCCAGACUGGAUCAAAAAUUUGGAGGAAGAAAUGAGUUUAGAGAAAAUAAAUGUUGCCUUGCCAUCAUCGACAAGCUCCACCCUGCUUGGGGAAGAUGCGGAGGUCACAGCAGAUUUCGAUAUGGAAGGUGAUGUCGAUGACUACAGUGCUGAAGUUGAGGAAAUUCUUCCCCAGCACCUCCAGCUGUCUUCAAGUUCUGGCCUUGGCACUUCACCGAGCUCUUCGCCCCGGACCAGUCCCUGCCAGUCACCAACCAUAUCGGAGGGCCCCGCACCGUCCCUUCCCGUAAGACCAAGUCGAGCACCAUCGAGAACUCCGGGACACCCAACUUCACAAGGUUCUCCUCUUGACACUCUACCAGCAGCCCAGCAGCAGCAAAGAGAUUCUCAGCCCCUAGAGCCCAAGAGGCCUCCUCCUCCCCGCCCGGUUGCCCCUCCUGCGCGCCCUGCUCCCCCCCAGAGACCACCUCCUCCUUCAGGGGCUAGGAGUCCUGCACCUGCUAGAAAAGAAUUCGGAGGUGUUGGAGCCCCUCCCAGUCCUGGGGCAGCUAGGCGAGAGAUGGAAGCACCCAAAAGCCCUGGAACAACACGGAAAGAUAAUAUAGGACGGAAUCAGCCUUCUCCUCAGGCAGGACUCACAGGCCCAGGACCUGCUGGAUACAGUGCAGCCAGACCGACUAUUCCGCCCCGUGCUGGAGUGAUCAGUGCCCCGCAGAGCCAUGCUCGGGCAUCUGCUGGCAGACUGACCCCUGAAGGCCAAAGCAAACCACCAGAAGUGGCGAAAGGGUCCGUUCUUCUUCCUGAACCGCUGAAGCCUCAGGCUGCCCUUCCUGUGCAGCCUUCUCCGCCCCCGCCUGUUCAGAAGCUGCAGGAGCCUCUUGUCCCUGUCGCAGCCCCUUCGCCUCAGUCUGCCGCCCAGCCCAACUUGGAAACGCCGCCUCAGCCACCCCCUCGCAGCAGGUCGUCCCACAGCUUGCCUUCCGAGCCUUCGUCACAACCACAAGUAAAAGCAAAUGGAGUCCCUGCUGUCAGACUGGAAUCACCCUUAAAGAGUGACCCGUUUGAAGAUCUGUCAUUUAAUGUGCUUGCUGUAUCCAAGCCUCAGUUAUCUGUUCAAACAUCAUCUGUUCUAACUCCAAACCCAAAGGGGUUGGUUCAGUUGCCUUCUGCAACACAAAGUAACGUGACUACUUUGAGUUCUGUAAGUUGCAUGCCUCCAAUUCCAGCCCGGAGUAAAUCCCAGGAAAAUAUGCGAUGUUCUCCAAACCCAUUUGUUACUAGCUUGAGCAGCACAAAUCCUUUUACGGACAGGACCGCCACUCCCGGAAACCCAUUUAGAGCCGAGUCUCAAGAAUCUGAGGCAACUUCAUGGCUCUCCAAAGAAGAGCCUGUUGCUAACAGUCCUUUCCCUUCUCUGAAGCCUCUGGGUCAUACCAGUAGCAAGCCCGCAUCUUCACUGGAUGGUUUUAAGGACAGUUUUGAUCUGCAGGGCCAGUCUACGGCAAAAAUCAGCAACCCAAAAGGAUGGGUAACCUUCGAGGAAGAAGAAGACUUUGGUGUGAAAGGGAAGUCAAAGUUAGCGUGUCCAGACUUACUGGAUCAUCAGCCAAGUUCACUUUCUGGCUCCAGCGCGACCUUUGAUGAUGACUGGAAUAAAGAUACAAAUGUUCCUUUCUGUGCGUUGCCAUCAAGAAGACCACCUCCACCUCCUGUCACUCUGCUCCCACCUGCCACCACCCCUUCUGGAGCUCCUUUCACAACCUUGGCAUCUAAGGCAUCACCCACACUAGAUUUUACAGAAAGAUAAGGUUAUGCAAUAGAAAACAAUUGUUUUUUUGUUUUGUUUUGUUUUUUUAGUUUGGGCAGGUUAGAGCCAAAAGAAUUGGGCAUUAGUUAUUCAUUAUGUGCAAUAAGUAAUUGUUAAGUGCACUGAUGUUGUCAUGAAAUACCACUAUUUAAUGUGUACAGAGUUGGAAUAUGUGUAUAUUGGAAAUAAGGAAAAAAAGUCCUUCUCAUUAA
Messenger RNA from Lontra canadensis (Northern American river otter), 5183 nucleotides. RefSeq names its product synaptojanin 1 (gene SYNJ1). The transcript is spliced from 33 exons. Gene Ontology annotation, molecular function: RNA binding; phosphatidylinositol-4,5-bisphosphate 5-phosphatase activity. Gene Ontology annotation, cellular component: perinuclear region of cytoplasm; presynapse. The record is from RefSeq and is a predicted model, not a curated record. Lineage: Eukaryota; Metazoa; Chordata; Mammalia; Carnivora; Mustelidae. Bases 16 to 4971 code for a protein of 1651 amino acids. Gene Ontology annotation, biological process: phosphatidylinositol dephosphorylation; brain development; synaptic vesicle endocytosis.